GGAAGUAGCGGUGCGCUAGAGAGCUAGCGGUGACCCGGGCAACCAGCGGUGAUCGAGCGAGGGGAAGGUGGUGCCGGCGGGUCGCUGCCACUGCGCGCCGGAGUUGGCGGUUAGAGGCGGGGCCGGCAGCCCGGGACCGGAGUCAGAAUUGCUUGGAUUCAACACUGCGAUUCCAACCAUGGGUUUGUCUGUAUCUACCCCUGCUGUUGCAGUUCAGACCUCAAAUGCUUCAGAUCAUCAGACAGCAGCCCCGCCUUCGGGAUGCCCAAUGCAUGAAGGGAAGAUGAAAGGCCGUGAAGUGAGUGCCGAGCCAUCCGACCCAACCUGUGGGAGCAAAACGAACUCUGUGCCUGCGCACCAAGAACGCGCGUACGAGUACGUGCAGUGUCCUGUCACCGGCGCGAUGGCUGAGAAUAAGGAGAACCUAGAUCCUUCUAACCUGAUGCCACCACCUAAUCAGACGCCGGCCCCCGAUCAGCCGUUUGCACUAUCUACUGUGAGACAGGAGUCGUCUAUUCCGAGGGCAGAUUCAGAUAAAAAGUGGGUUUAUCCUUCCGAACAGAUGUUCUGGAAUGCGAUGUUAAGGAAAGGGUGGACAUGGAAGGAUGAGGAUAUUAGUCAGAAAGACAUGUAUAAUAUCAUUAAAAUUCACAACCAGAACAACGAGCAGGCCUGGAAGGAAAUUUUGAAGUGGGAAGCCCUUCACGCUGCGGAGUGUCCUUGUGGUCCAUCACUGAUCCGGUUUGGAGGGAAAGCGAAAGAGUAUUCACCAAGGGCAAGAAUUCGUUCCUGGAUGGGGUACGAGCUGCCUUUUGACAGGCACGACUGGAUCGUCAACCGUUGCGGGACAGAAGUCAGAUACGUCAUUGACUACUACGAUGGUGGCGAGGUCAACCAAGACUACCAGUUCACCAUCUUGGAUGUCCGGCCGGCUUUGGAUUCGCUCUCGGCCGUGUGGGACCGGAUGAAGGUCUCCUGGUGGCGCUGGACUUCCUAACCACUGCUUUGUCAGAGAUGGGAAUAUAUAAACUGGGUUUUUUUCUGAGCAAUACAUUAAACUGCUUUCCCCAAACUGAA
Molecule: messenger RNA, 1077 nt
Organism: Balaenoptera ricei (Rice's whale)
Lineage: Eukaryota; Metazoa; Chordata; Mammalia; Artiodactyla; Balaenopteridae
Product: holocytochrome c-type synthase
Exons: 7
Coding region: 179-997 (272 amino acids)
Biological process (GO): cytochrome c-heme linkage
Cellular component (GO): mitochondrion
Molecular function (GO): holocytochrome-c synthase activity
Source: RefSeq, a predicted model, not a curated record